Recurvomyces mirabilis is the source of this 774-nucleotide messenger RNA. RefSeq lists its product as uncharacterized. The record is from RefSeq and is a predicted model, not a curated record. The coding region runs from base 1 to 774 and encodes 257 amino acids. Lineage: Eukaryota; Fungi; Ascomycota; Dothideomycetes; Mycosphaerellales; Teratosphaeriaceae. The transcript is spliced from 4 exons.
AUGGUCGCAACACAAUUCGGUACCGCGGCAUCCGACACGACACAUCACACCAUGGAGCCCCUUGUCGAGAUCAAGGCGCCAGAGAUAGCAGUCGACACGCUCGCGAUUCGUAUGAAGCGCGAUGAUGCCCACCUUCACACCAUCGAGUCCGCGACUACAAACAAGGUACCGGAGACAGUAGUCGACAUGCUCACCAUUCGUGCGAAGCGCGAUGAUGCUCAUCUCCGCAGCGCAAAGUUCGUGCCGCGUAAGCGUGCGAAGCUGGUGGAGGAAGAAAUGGAGGUGGAGUGGGAGCAGAGCUUUAUCCCGGAGAAGGAAGCCUUAGUUGACAGCGUCUUUGCCAAGCAUCUGUCCUUCGAGCAGCCGUUCGUCAGGUCUACCAUUCAUCCCGGCCUUGAGAGCGUACUCCCCGUCGCUACUGCUAUCGGCGUGCCACUCACCACCAGCGACGCAGACCUUGCAAUUCGUGAGAAAGAUGGACGCAAGCUCAAGAGUCUCGGUUUCGGCAAGAUGUCGAUCUUCGGCAGGAUCUUCAUCAAGCAUCCUCUGCCAGGGUUUGACGAGAAGCGCCUGCGGGCUUCGGUCUGGGCUAAGCGGGUCGCUAGAGAAGACUGGGAUAAGGCAUUUGGUGACCAGGCGUCGCCAUCUAACAUCAAGAUCUUCGAGGGUGUGGAUGACCUUCCGCUCCAGCUCGAGGAUGAGUCUGAUCGGCGUUGGGUCAAGCACAGGAUGUGGUUGACGAUGUUGCCUGAGACGAGUGGUGACGUGCACUGA